This is a messenger RNA of Arabis nemorensis, 633 nucleotides long. NCBI's taxonomy places the organism in Eukaryota, Viridiplantae, Streptophyta, Magnoliopsida, Brassicales, Brassicaceae. The record is from the annotation of a GenBank genome assembly.
AUGGCGUCGUUUGUAUCCGAGAAUGUUGCUGCAGAGAAAAUGGAUGCCAUGAACAAGUUCGAGAGAACGAGAAAGUUUUGGAAGAUUCUUCAAGUGAUUGAAGUUCUCGUUGCCGUGUUACUUCUACUCUCUUGGUUGACGCCUUUUCUCUCCGCCGGUGAAUACCUCCGGUGGGUUCUUUCCGGUGGUUUAACCCGUGGAAUAUUCAUCUUCGGGGUCGUGAACGUUCUCAUCGCCCUCAUUUUCUCGUUAUCUAACCGCAACAAGCUAAUCGAGCCGGAUCUUUAUGUUCAAUACGUUUCCUCCUCCGCCACUACAACUAUCGACGGAGAGGAUCGACCGAUGAGGCGAGAGAUGGUCCGGGCGGUGAGCUACGUCGGGGAGACAGAUCAUGUUAUAAGGAGGAAGUAUGACAUGACGUUUUUGCCCACAGGGACUAGUGAGAGUAGAGCUAGUGAUCAGGUUUACAGAAGGUCGAGAUCGGAGAGGCUUGAUCGGCGAGGAGGUUUUCGUCGGAGCAUAAGAGGCUUAUGCGAGAUUGAUGAUCUGAGCAGUGAUGAGUUUAGAUCAACGGUGGAGAUGUUUAUUGCAGGGAAGAAGAAGAUGUUGUUGAAGGAAUGGAUGAAGCCAUAA